Molecule: messenger RNA, 704 nt
Organism: Spodoptera frugiperda (fall armyworm)
Lineage: Eukaryota; Metazoa; Arthropoda; Insecta; Lepidoptera; Noctuidae
Exons: 1
Coding region: 213-632 (139 amino acids)
Source: RefSeq, a predicted model, not a curated record
UUUCGCUGCUGUAGUCUAAGUAAUAAAAGUAGCUAAUACUUCCUUCACUGUCCUGUUCUCUGCUUUUUUCAUAAACAGAAAUUCAUUUUUUACAUUUCUGAUUUUAUAUAAAAUAAAACAUCAGACGGCCAGUCGCUGCAUUACUUAGGGGCGGGCGGUACGGGAAGCAGUUGAAGAAUAAGAAGAGGUAAACUCUCAACUACAUAAUAAAAAUGAACAGAAAAAGGAAUGUCAGUUUUAUAAAACCUGAAGACCCGGAAUUUCUAAAAGUUUUGAAAAGACAAGCUGGGUAUGAUGACAAAAAUCACAAGUUUGAUGAUUUAAUGAAUGCAGAAGGAGAUUUUGCUGAAGACGAUGAUAGUGAGCUACCACAAGUAGUAGUACUUAAAGAGGGUGACUUAACAGCAGAGGAAGCAGAGGCAGAGAAGUUGAAAAUAGAAAAAGAAGAAUCUGAAACCAAAGCUGACUUAAAUCAGAGAGUAUUGUUUAAAUCUAAAGCAAAACCAACGGCAGACACAGCUAAUUCUAAAAGAAAGCAAGAGGAUAAAAAAAGUAAAGGAUCAAAAGCAAAGAAAAGUCGUCCUGUGUUGUCAUUUAACGAUGAAGAAGAAGAUGAGGUUAAUGAGACAUAACAUUUACCUAAUAGGUAUUAGAUACCUAAUGGAUAAAAUAACUUAUAAAUAAAAUAUACCAUUUAUUUUUAA